Messenger RNA from Galendromus occidentalis (western predatory mite), 1161 nucleotides. RefSeq names its product ribosomal protein LP0 (gene RpLP0). The transcript is spliced from 4 exons. Gene Ontology annotation, molecular function: large ribosomal subunit rRNA binding; structural constituent of ribosome. Gene Ontology annotation, cellular component: cytosolic large ribosomal subunit. Gene Ontology annotation, biological process: cytoplasmic translation; ribosomal large subunit assembly; ribosome biogenesis. The coding region runs from base 74 to 1024 and encodes 316 amino acids. NCBI's taxonomy places the organism in Eukaryota, Metazoa, Arthropoda, Arachnida, Mesostigmata, Phytoseiidae. The record is from RefSeq and is a predicted model, not a curated record.
UCGAAGCCUUUUCCGAUCGUUCGGUCUACCAGUCCUUAAUAUAUCUUCGGAUAACCCCUAACUGCUUUUCGAGAUGGUUAAGGGGGACAGACCGACGUGGAAGUCCAACUACUUCCUCAAGCUGGUACAGCUUAUGGAUGAGUACCCGAAGUGCUUCAUCGUCGGCGUUGACAAUGUCGGUUCCAAGCAAAUGCAGCAGAUUCGUGUUUCCCUGCGUAGCUCCGCCGUGCUGCUCAUGGGCAAGAACACGAUGAUGCGUAAGGCCAUUAAGGGUCAUUUGGAGAACAACCCGGCUCUCGAAAAACUGCUGCCCAGCAUCAAGGGCAACGUGGGCUUCGUCUUCACCAAGGAAGAUCUGUGUGAAGUGCGUGAGAAGAUCAUGAACAACAAGGUUCAGGCCCCCGCCCGUGCCGGAGCCAUCGCCCCCGUCGAUGUCCACGUGCCUGCGCAAAACACCGGUCUCGGACCCGAGAAGACUUCCUUCUUCCAAGCUCUGCACAUCCCGACGAAGAUUUCCAAGGGAACGAUCGAAAUCAUCAACGACAUCCAUCUUAUUAAGGUCGGAGACAAGGUCGGCGCUUCUGAAGCGACCCUCCUCAACAUGUUGAACAUUUCGCCCUUCUCGUACGGUCUCAUCAUCCAGGCUGUCUACGACAACGGAACCAUCUUCGCUCCUGAAGUCCUCGACAUCACCCCCGAAGACCUGAAGGCUCGAUUCAUGAACGGAGUCCGCAACGUUGCCGCCGUUUCUCUCAAGAUCGGUUACCCGACAUUGGCCUCUGCUCCUCACUCGAUCGUCAACGGACUCAAGAACCUCAUAUCGAUCGCUCUGAGCACCGACAUCGAAUUCGAAGCUGCCAAGCUCGCCAAGGAGUACUUGAAGGAUCCGUCCAAAUUCGCCGCUCUCGCCGCCCCGGCCGCCGGGGCAGGUGGAUCUCCAUCGAAGGCCGCAGCCAAGGAAGAGAAGAAGGAGGAACCAGAAGAAGAAGAAGACGACGACAUGGGUUUCGGUCUCUUCGACUGAGAAACCCGCGUCGUGCGGGACACGGUCUGUGGCGCUCCGAAUCCGGCGGGAUUCGCUGGCGCUCAGGGAUAAUUCGGCUUCAAAGAAAAAUAUAUGGGGAGCGAACAUUGUCAAUAAAGAUGGUGAAGCUUUUCGAA